Messenger RNA from Electrophorus electricus (electric eel), 7508 nucleotides. NCBI's taxonomy places the organism in Eukaryota, Metazoa, Chordata, Actinopteri, Gymnotiformes, Gymnotidae. The record is from RefSeq and is a predicted model, not a curated record.
GAGGGCUUCUGUUUACAUCAACGCUAAUAGCUAGCUAGGUAGCUACGUGUUUGCAAAAUGAAAGGAUGACAGGAAUGAUUGAUUCAGCCGUGUUAAUUAUUUUAUAAGAACGUGAAGUCUGAUGAUCUAACUCGACGAUAAGAUCUGAGGUAUAGUCAGCUGCGUUAACAUUAACUUUUUAAAGUAGUUUCAACUGGGUUGCUAACUUAACUUGCCAGCUAGCUAGGGGUUAGCAGUUAACUAGCUGUCAGGAAAAACACCAUAUUAACUCUCACAUUACGAAGUUACAUUGCGUGUCGUGUUAACGACAUCAGCUGGCUUUCUGCAUCAAUAAUGUGGAACAACGUAGAACUUUUAAUAAAUGAAGAUACACACACUGUUCGUCUCUCUGGUGACUCGGAACAGGAGACUGGAAGCGCCUUGUAUCAAAUUGACACACUUGUGAAAAUAUCACCCGAAAAGGUUCCCUCAAACACCAGGAUCUAUGCCUCAAAUAAUCAAAGUUGCUGCAUUGUUGUGGCUGACACAACUGUGGUCCUCUUUGACCCUAGUUUUCAAACCAUACUUCUUCACCUGUAUUUUGAUACUAUAGUGGAUGCCGUGAGUGUUUGCCCUCAUGCACAGUUUUUGUUUGUCGGUGAGAGGAAUGGCAAUCUUCACAUUAUAUAUGUGCCCCAGAAGAAGACCAUUUUGACCAAAGCUCUUCAGCAACUUCCACAAAAUGGUAAUGAGACGACCUAUAAGAGCCUAAUCCUACAUGAGGUGCUAAACUGUCCAGGAGUGUAUCAGCUGUUUGUCAUCGUCUGUGAUGGAUUCUUGCAUAUAUCUAAUCUUGCUUUAGAGAAAACUCAGAAAGCAAUUCAAGACAUGGACAUGUGUGUCUUAAAUGAGAUUCAAGCCCACAUUCUCAUUAACUUCUGCUCGGCUAAAGAGAUCUGCCGAGGGGGAUGCGAGACGGCAGCGCUGGCUUGCUUUGGCAACGAAGUCCACCUCAUUAUUGGAGCUAAAGGGGAAAACAUUAUUUCCCAUUGGUGCAUGCAAUCUGAUCAGCGGUCAAUGUCUCUUGGCAACAUUCUGAACUCAACUUUAAUGUCUGGUGUAAAAAAGAUUCAAGUGGUGGACAAUUUAAUGUAUGUGCUGAAUGGCGAGGACAUGCUGAGUUUGUGGGACCUGCGGUCACUUGUCAUGCUGUGCUGUUGGCCUGAUCUCUACAUCCUUGAUUUCCUGCUCCUCACAGAAGGGGAUUCUACAUCUACUGGAAUGCAGGAGGGCACCAGUAUGAAGAUCAUGACCUUGACUGCAAUUGAGAGUGAGCCUCAUCUCGGUUCAUCCCGCAAGGUCUUGGUUCAGUCCCUUCCCACGAUGAAUGUUCUGUACUCUCUGGAGGUCUCGGCAGUGUCAUCACUGGUACAGAAAGACAUUAGUAUGGAUGUCCUCUAUUUGCUGGAGGGUGUUUCUGAUCAUUCCAAGAGUCCUGAAGGACCAGCCUUUAGCUUGGUCCUGAGAGGAUUCACAGAGGCCCUGCCAGAGAACAGAUUGAACAGACUUCUCUACAAACACAAAUUUGAAGAAGCAGAGAAGUUCGCAAUAGCCUUUGAGCUUGAUGUUGAGCUGGUGUAUAAAGUGAAGUUGGACUUUGUACUGGAAAAGCUCGCCUCAGUAUCUGUCACCGAGCAAAGCAAAGAUGUGUGGGCGGAACUUGUUGAGGAGGCCAAAACCAACUUGAUGAAGAUUAUGGAUGAGCAGUAUGUGGUACAGUACUGCCUCAGUGCCUUCUGGCCCACCCUCAGCACGGCCGAGGAGAUGCUGAAUUAUGCUGCAACCCGCUUCCCAUCGUCCCACAGCCAAACAGCGCUGGCCAAGCUCGCCACCUUCUGCAACCUCUAUGGCUCAGACAACUUUAAUGGUGUCUCCUGGAUUGAGUUCCUGAACAGCUCAAACUACCUAAAAGAUAUACUCGUACAUCUGAGGGAGGGGCACCUCAGCAGAGCACAAUACCUUUGGCUUCGACAUGAGGGAGAGUUGGCAGCUGAAUUUGAUGAAGGAUCCAUGCAUGCUUUGUUGAGCUCUAUCCCAUCAGACAUCUCAUCACAGGACCUUGGCAUCUGGUUAAAGGGUGUGGUGGUCCCCUUCACAUGGAGAGUCUUGCCGAAAGGCCAGAGAAUCCUGGCCAAAUGGUUGGAGCUACGUGCAAGGAAUCUAGAAUUAACGGAGAAGAAUGGCUGGCCUCAGAAUGGACUCAUGCUCGCGGAGCUUGGUCUGCCUUCGUUCUGGAUGUCAAGUAAUCUGACUGAGGACUGUAAGACAGAGGAGCUGGCGCAUUUACAGUCACUGGUGACAAAUUUACGACAACUCUGUGACCUCUACACGAAAUACAAUUGCCGGCUCUCUCUGUCUGACUUUGAGAUGGGAAGCACUCGCAGUAUGGCUUUCCUGAUGCUGGAUAAAGUGCUUGCCCCAGAGCUUAUUCCUGCAGUCAUUGAGAACAGUGUUAGACCCUAUACCCUUAAGCACAGGCUCGAUCUCGAUCAUGUCCUGUUGGACUACAUCAAGGAUUUGCUGGACUGUUGUAGUUCUCAGAUCACCUCUCUGUUCACUGAGUGGGAGGCCAAGGCAAUAGCUGUGCUUCGCUGCAUGACUGACACCAAUCUGGUGAUGGAUGCUGUCCUAGAGAUUAUGUACAAGGCAGUGGUUCCAUGGAAUGGCACUGUAGAGACUCUAGUUCAGCAGCAUCUGGAAAAGGAGCACCCCAAGCAGCAGCUUUUAAGAGAGAGCUAUCGUUUAAUGGAGAUGAAGAAACUUCUGCGAUGCUAUGGAAUUCGCAACGUAACACUUUCAAACUCGAGAGACACAAUGAUGCUGGUGAGACACAUUCUGAAGCAGAAUCUGCCCACCUCUCUGGAGGACUCUCUGAAGCUUGCACACACCUAUAAACUGAACCUGUAUGAAAUCCACUAUAUCCACUGCAUUCAACUUUUGGAGCUGAAUGAGAGGGAGAAGUGUAUAGCACAGUUGAAGAAGAUGCCACCAGCUGAGGCAUCACUUGUGAUUGAACGACUCGCAAGCUGGGCAAGAUUCCAGCUGCAGGCCAAGCAGACUAACACUGAGCUGAAGGAGCUACAGAUGCGAGUUGCCCAGACGAUGGUAGAGGCACUGAGAUACCUGCACAGCAUUCAGAGAGAUGAUGCCUUAAAGAGGAUGGGAUGUGAGAACAACCUGAAAAUGUUCACAGCCAUUGCUCACUUGCAGGAGGACUUCGACAUCUUCCUCACCCCUGAGGAGUAUGAAGACCCAGCAGUACGCCAGCAGUUCAACCAGCAGCUCAUCACUGCAUAUGAAAACACACGAGCCUGGCGCCAUUCCAGGAAAAAGCACCCUGACAAGGCCGUCAGCAGUACAGUAGAGAGCAAGGCCAAAGCAGCAGUGGCCAACGACCCUGACGGCAAAACCAGGACACUCUCCACAGAGUCCGGCCUCUACAGACUGGCAAGGCACCUUCAGAGGACUGAACAGGAGCUGUGGGCUGACCUGGCAGUGAGAGCUUUAGAUGCUGGUAAUGUGGAGAAGGCCCUUAAAAUCCUCAGUGAGCUGUACCAGCAUCAUCCCAACUCCAGUACAGGCCGGGUACUCUUCAGCACAGCCCAGCGCCUCUGCCAGAUGCUGGAAGACAACGUCCCAAUGGUGCUGCCCGAGAGAGUCGACCUCCCAGGCCUCAUCCACAAGCUGGCCUGUCAGGCCAUCACUAUCUGCCACUCUGAUCUGCUACUUGACUGUGUGGAGCUGUGCAAAAGCACCAGAGGGGCUGCUGAUGUUUACCGACAGUGUCAGAUCGAUGACUACGGCUUUGUUGCAAAGGAUACUGUGUUGAGUGGUGAGGAAGUUGCCUACACCGAGUCCAGUCUCCAGGAUGUCUUCAAUGAGGAUGGCAUUGUGCUCGAUCCGCUCUCAGUCCUCCCAGUGCAGUAUAAGAUCACCAACAGCCUUCUGCCUCUCUCAGACUCGACCCUUCCUCCCCUGGGCUGCUCAUGUUUGUCAUAUUGUGCUCGUCAGGAAGGCACAGACUUUGUCCGUCCUCUGUUGGCACCCAUGGCCACGAUGCUACAGAGCCUGCAGGAGUGCAGCCAGCUGGAGCUGGCUCUCAGGCUCCUGAUGGAGUCGUACGGCUCCAUCCUACAGCACUUCGUCUCCAACAACAUGGACAUCAACCUGAGCAUGAAGCUUCAUACAAACAGCUGUUUAGUCCGAGACAAACAGACACUUGAUGCAAUAGAGAAGACGGCUCUCGCUUCUGUCAGAACGGUCGUGGUCUCCUUGUUACAUAAGGUUCUAAGCUGGAGAGUGAUAGACUGUGACUUGGCCAUUGGACUUUGCACCAUGUUGUGUAAAUCUGAAGUUAUGGAUAUACUGUGGAAAAUAAUUACCAGCGCUUGGCAAAACUAUGACAAGAUCAUGGCUGUUGCCAUGGUUGGCGCUCAUUUCUGCUCCCUGUAUCAUGAUGAACAAGAGAAGAAGUUGUUCUUGUUGGUCAUCACAGAUGCCAAAUGGGGCAUUAAGCUUGGGAAACUUGGGGUUUCUAUUCAGUCUGUGUUUAGACAGUGUUCAGAGACUAAGAGGAACUUAAUUCCAGUACUGGUAAAGAACAAAAACAUCACUGCUGAGAUCUUAAAGGAGUACUGCAACACAUACGGCUUGGACGGUGACUCUGCCCUCAGUCUCUACAUCACCACCUUGUUGCUACAAGAGGACAGAGAGUUCAGGCCAGCUGAUGUUUUUGCUGGUGACACCCAAUUGCCGCAGGGGGAUGAGGAAUUGGAACUAGCGCACAAAGACAUACUGGAGCAUGCCCUGCAGAUUGUUCCUCAACUGAGCUGCACCAGAGAUCUGGUCAUAAGUCUGCACACAGCACUGACCAAGCUGAAUCCAUACAACUAUGAGAGGAUUGAAAGAGUUCUUAAAACCAUUCAGAUUGCUGAUGAAAGUACCACCCUCUUACCACUCAGUCAGAUGAUGGGAUUGCUCCAACACCUGAAGUCACACAAACGCAUUUCUCCCCCUACUGACCUGGAGAACACUUAUCUUCUGGAGAACACUCUGGAAUCCACUCCACUUGCCUACACGCGCUUGCCGUUCCAUCUUCUUCUCCAGACCAACCUCUACUUCUGGAAGAUUAUUUCUCCUGAGCUUAAUGAGGAGACCUUACCCACAUUGCUCCUCAUAUCCAAACUCAUGAAGGUUAGCUUGGAUAAACUUUAUGUCCUGACAGUGAACCAUGUUUUCAAGAGCUGUCUGAUGCCCUUGCUCUUGGACCAGAGCAGGCGUGCCCAGGGUCCUAGCCCCAGCAGGGAGUCAGCCACAGUAGUGCAGAAUCUCUUCAAACAUGCCCUGUGCAUUCAGAACCCAGAGCUGGCGGCAGCCACCAUCCACAAACUCGCCCAGGAGCUGCCGUCAGGUGCUGAGAAAACUAUGUUUUUGAAAUUCAGCUUGGAGCUUGUACACAAAUUGCUGAAGUCUGACACACUAGAGGGGGACUUGCAGGCCAGGGGAGAGACGCUGACCUCAAAAUUGCAGCUACAGUACCAGCGCUCGGCCACCGAGAACACCCUCAUGUCCUCUCAGCUGGAUGGCCCAGAGCUCCUGAAGCUCACUGGGCUGCCAGGUCGUCUUAUCGUGGCCCUGUUUGAGCACAGCUCGGUGGUGGAGCGCAUGAGAAGCCCUGCCGGGCAGGUCUACCCAGACAUUCACAGUGUUGCUAAGGAGAUUGCAUCAAUCAAUGGUGUUGACCUCGUGAAGAUUCGAAAUAUUCUCUUGGAGAAGUGGCUUUGCAAGGAGAUACGGUACCAGGACUCUGUUACUGAUCUGUCUGAAGACCCUGAUCUCAUGAGAGUGGUGUACUUACUGCAAAUGCACCCGAUGGAUAUGAGUGUCCGACUGCUUAAUCCCAUCCUGACUGCAGAGACAUGGCCGCUGGGAGGCUCAGGCCUCCGACUGACAUUCGAGCACCGCAGUCGGACCCUGCACUCUCUCAUUCACAUCGCUGACUCUACCACACUGGAGGCCCUGUCUCACACACCCAGUGACAAAAUCAAGUAUUACCUGAAGUGCUACAUGUACCUCUCUCAGUUGGAGGCUCUCAACAUUCCAUACAACCUGGAGUUGUUUCUCAGCAGUCCUAAAGAAGGCAUGAUUAAGGGUUUAUGGAAAAACCACAAUAAUGAACCUCAGGCUGUGUGUCUGGUGGCAGAUCUUUGCAUGGAGUAUUCUGUUUAUGAUCCACACUUAUGGAGUGGUGUGCUCCAGAAACUUCUGGUGUUUAAUAUGAUAAGCUAUUUGCAGAAGAUUCUGGAAAAUCUCAGAGCAGUGCCCAGCCUUUUGGAGGUGCCAGGCUUUUCCAGAACCUGGCGGAGUGUGAUUCUAGCACCCUUCAUGACAGCAUCUCUUCCUCUGAGCCCUCAACAACAGGCAACUUUCUACAAGACGUUUGUCCUCCUCCUUAAAUGCCCAUUCCUGUUGAGUCUGGACCUGAUUGGAAUCGCCAAGCGUUUUGCCCAGUUCAACCUGAUGGCUUACUCUCUUGGCAGCCUUUUACUCAUCCCCUGUUCCAAAAAGAGGGAGCAGCAAAUCCAGAGCUUCCUGCUGUCCUGUAAUCCUGCUCUUAUUCUGGAUCAGCUGGAAGAAAGUAUGACCACUGGAGAGCUGGCUGGCAUUCCAUCUCAGAUCAGAGAGACAGUACUGACAUUCCUUUCUCAAAAUGGCCAGUACCAGGGAUUGAUGAAGACUGAACACUUUCGGUCUCUUAUGAAGCACUUGGUUUUAAAGGCUCGUUCUGAUCAAGUGGACGAGCUGGUUCACUACCUUGUAAACCACAACAGGAAAGAGGAAGCUAUUGAACUUGCCCAGGAAUAUCUGAGCUGCAAGGAGCUGAAAGGAGGAACAAGGAUGUCAAGUAAUGCUGUCUGCUCUGACCCCAUUAAGGAGUUCUUGGAACAGACAAUGGAAUCCCGGAGUUGAAGCAAGUAGUAACGUCUGUAACAAAAAAGGGGGAAAUGAUCUGCAGUUUUUUACAUUAAAGAAAAGUCUGUUUAAUAAACAUUUUGUGAUAUUGAUUGAUGUGCUGGCUUUCAGGGGUCUUUUGUAUUCCCACACAACUGGCAAUCAGUGUUUGUUUUGCACAUUGCAAGAUAUGUGGUACACAUUGCCCAUUGCUAGACAUGUAGUAAAGCUGAAUGUGAUGUAAUUGGGUGGGAGGAGCCAUAACUCCCCAUUGUAACUGAAAAGGUGUUAAUCAAAGCUUACAGUUUAAUAGCAAGUAGUAGAAGUCAGUAGUCAAUAGUGCAAAUACUAAUUCAGAGUCGUUACAGUAUGUUUACUGUGUAUGUUUUGUGUUGUGUGCCUCCAAUGAUAUUGAAGUAUUCCUUUGACAUUCAGUUAACAAAUACAGGUAACUUAUUAAAAUGUGAUAAUAAAGUGAAAGUUGAGUCUGUUGUGGGUAAGCACUCAGUGGACCUUCA